Molecule: messenger RNA, 552 nt
Organism: Onthophagus taurus
Lineage: Eukaryota; Metazoa; Arthropoda; Insecta; Coleoptera; Scarabaeidae
Product: KRAB-A domain-containing protein 2-like
Molecular function (GO): nucleic acid binding
Source: RefSeq, a predicted model, not a curated record
AUGCCAAAUUUGGAAGAACCCAAAAUUGUACAUGGCAAAGCCAGUCAUAGCCAAUCUCAAGGCUCAGUAGAAAGAGCAAAUCAGGAUAUAGAAAAGAUUGUUUUUACAUGGUUAGAGACAAAUAAAACCACAAAAUGGUCGGAAGGACUAAGAUUCGUACAGUUCAUGAAAAACAGAGCAUAUCACUCCGGCAUCGAACGUAGUUCUUACGAAGCUAUGUUUGGCUCCAAACCCAAAGUAGGUUUAAAAUCAGUCUUACCAUCAUUUGACGGAUUGCCGGAAAUAGUAAGGAAAGAAGAUCUUGAGACAAUGUUAAAAGAUGCUGAUUUCGGUGAAGGUCAAAACAUAAUUUUGGACAGAGCGGAUGACAACAAUAGCACAGAUAAAAACUUAGCCGUUGUUACUCAUUCUAUUUCUGUUACGAUUGAACCUCAACCUCGUCCUGAACCGGAACAACUUUCUGCCGAUACAAUAAAUGACGAACCUCAGCCAGAAAAUCAACAACCUACUGCGGACACAAUAAGUGAAAACCCUCGACCAGACGAUCAAUAG